UAUUCUACCCCAACAUUUCUUUGGGAAACUCAGAGAGAGAGAGAUGGGAAUUUGGGAAGGUCUGCUGCCCGUCGUCUUCGUGGUGGUGAGUGUGAUUGGGGCCAUUCGACAGCCAAUUGUUGAGGACGUUGUACAUCGCAGCGUUGAUGCUUUGUAUGGUUUUGUGUCACGGGAAUUGAGGAGAUUGUGGCGACUUGCCCUUCAAAAGAAGCCACAGGCAGUUCUCUUGGAUCAAGGGCGAGCGAGCCUAACGAUCGACGAAGAUGAGAAGAGAUGUUAUAUGAUUGGAGCGAGGGGACUCAAAAUUGGGAAUGGAAAAUUUCAGGCACAUUGGACCUGGGCACCUCACCCUUGCACCAGGGUUCUGGAGGUUGCUGAACUUGUAUCUGUGUGGUGGCUGGGGUUUCGACUCAGAAACUUUCGAGCAAAGAUGAAUCUUGAGAUGCUUUCCCCAAGUACCACCUAUGUUGUCUACCUUGUGUUCAAAAUUGCGAGGGAUUCCCGUGGGUUAUCUGGCCCGGCAACCGCAGCAAUUAGAACAUGGGAGUCAGCAGUCAAAACUAAAGGACCAAGAUGCACUGUAUUUUUUAUGAACGGCGACCAUGAGACCGAAGAGUACCAUGCUCCGCAGGAAAGAAGUGAUGGGUGGAUGGAGAUUCGUCUGGGCGAAUUCUUCGUCAAUCGUGAAAAUUAUCGGGUCUUAUGUUUGAAAUUCAAGUUGGUUGAGGACAAAGAUAUUGAAAAGAAAGGCCUCAUUAUCCAGGGAAUUGAGUUUAGGCCUAAACAAUAUAUGUAAUAUACGUGUUUUGUCGAUCGGCCUCCCGCUCCAUGAUGAGGCCUUGUUAGCAAUUUUCUGUUGGUGUCUGGUGAGCCUACAUAGAUCAUAAUAAAAUUAAACAUUGUAUAUUGUCGAAUAAGGCUUGAGUGAUGUCGGUAUUAACCAAAAAAUUGUGAUCGUUCAAUCAAUGUAACCCGGGUAAUGGACCCGUCUCUAUUAGCA
Molecule: messenger RNA, 1000 nt
Organism: Rhododendron vialii
Lineage: Eukaryota; Viridiplantae; Streptophyta; Magnoliopsida; Ericales; Ericaceae
Product: F-box protein PP2-B11-like
Exons: 4
Coding region: 44-796 (250 amino acids)
Source: RefSeq, a predicted model, not a curated record